This is a messenger RNA of Didymella exigua CBS 183.55, 2102 nucleotides long. Its product is annotated as glycoside hydrolase family 3 protein. Gene Ontology annotation, biological process: glucan catabolic process. Gene Ontology annotation, molecular function: beta-glucosidase activity. The record is from RefSeq and is a predicted model, not a curated record. Bases 20 to 2017 code for a protein of 665 amino acids. NCBI's taxonomy places the organism in Eukaryota, Fungi, Ascomycota, Dothideomycetes, Pleosporales, Didymellaceae. The transcript has a single exon.
GCACGAGCGCGGUUAUGCCAUGGGUCAGGAGUUCAGGGCCAAGGGUGCUCACAUCGCUCUGAGCCCUGUAGCUGGACCUCUUGGCCGCUCUGCCUAUGCCGGCCGUAACUGGGAAGGCUUUGCUGCUGACCCUUACUUGACUGGUGUCGCCAUGGAGGAGACCAUCACUGGUCACCAAGAUGCUGGUGUUCAGGCUACCGCUAAGCACUUCAUCGCCAACGAGCAGGAGACUGCUCGUAACCCCGUUUACAGCAAGAACGGCACCGUUACCGACACUGAUGUUGCUGCCAUCUCCGCCAACCUCGAUGACCGCACUAUGCACGAGCUCUACCUCUGGCCCUUCGCCAAUGCCGUCAAGGCUAAAGCUGCUUCCUUCAUGUGCAGUUACCAGCGCAUCAACGGCUCGUACGGCUGCCAGAACUCUGCCUCACUAAAUGGUCUGCUCAAAACCGAGCUCGGUUUCCAGGGCUACGUCAUGUCUGAUUGGGGCGCGGUCCAUACUGGUGUGGCUUCAAUUGAAGCCGGUCUCGAUAUGAACAUGCCUGGUGGUCUCGGAAGUUACGGCUCGGCUUUCGGUGUUCCCUCUUACUUUGGUGGUAACGUCACGCUCGCUGUCAACAACGGUACUCUCGAUGUCACUCGUGUCGAUGACAUGAUCGUCCGUAUCAUGACCCCUUACUACUGGCUCGGCCAGGACAAGGACUACCCCACCAUCGAUCCCAGCACCCCCGACCUCAACACAUUCUCUCCCAUCAGCACCUGGACCCGCGAGUUCAACUUGACUGGCGAGUCCAGCCGCGAUGUUCGUGGUGACCACAGCAAGCUCAUCCGCAAGCACGGUGCGGCGGGCACUGUUCUCCUCAAGAACAAUGGUGCUCUGCCCCUCAACAGCCCUCGCAACAUUGCUAUCUUCGGUAACGAUGCUUCUGAGCCCAGCAAGCAGUUGAACCAGAACAACUACGAGUUUGGAACUCUCCUUGCUGGUGGUGGAUCCGGUACUGGUCAGGUUUCCUCCCUCGUCACUCCUCUGCAGGCCAUCAAGGAGCGCUCUGCACAGAACGGCACCAAGCUCGUCCAGUAUUUCCUCAACAACACUGAGAUAGUUGAGAGUGACCUCGAUGACCUUUGGAUCGGCGAGCUCCCCAAUGUCUGCAUUGUCAUGCUCAAGACCUGGGCCGAGGAGGCUGCUGAUCGUGACCAUUUGGACGUUGACUGGGACGGCAACGCAGUCGUCGAGAACGUUGCCUCCAAGUGCAACAAUACCAUUGUCGUCACUCACUCCUCUGGUAUCAACACCCUUCCCUGGGCCGAUCACGAGAACGUCACUGCCAUCCUUGCCGCCCACUACCCCGGCGAGCAGUCCGGCUACUCGCUGACUGAUAUCCUCUACGGCGACGUCAACCCUAGCGGUCACCUGCCCUACACCAUCGCUUUCAACGGCUCCGAUUACAAUGCCCCUCCCACUACCGCCAUCAACACCACUGGAUACUUUGAUUGGCAAUCCUGGUUCGACGAGAAGCUUGAGAUUGACUACCGCCACUUCGAUGCGCAAAACAUCUCCGUCCGCUACGAGUUCGGUUUCGGUCUCUCCUACACUACCUUCAACAUCUCAGAUGUUAAGGCCGAGGCUCUCGAGACCAACAUCACCGCCCACCCCGAGGAGCGCAAGGUCAUGCCCGGUGGCAACCCUGCUCUCUGGGAGUCCAUUUACAACGUCACUAUCUCGCUCACCAACUCCGGCAAGUUCGCCGGUGCUGGUGUUCCUCAGCUGUACGUCGGCUUCCCCGAGAGCACACCCGCUGGCACUCCUCCUAAGCAACUCCGUGGCUUUGAGAAGGUCUACCUUGAGGCCGGUGAGACCAGUACUGUUGCUUUCGAGCUCAUGCGCCGUGAUCUGUCCUACUGGGACAUCAUUAGCCAGCAGUGGGUCAUCCCCGAGGGCGAGUUCUCGCUCUACCUUGGCUUCAGCAGCAGGGAUAUUGUUGAGACCCACAAGGUCACUGUUGUUAGUGCUUAAGUCUAUGGGCCUUGGAUGUUAUUAGCGGGUUUACAAUGACUGCAUCAUGAUAUGUAAUGAUUAGUGAUAUAUAAUGAAUACGAAC